UGUAGGCAGCUGGCCCAGGUACGUCACUUGGCCUCUGACGCACUGUGUCCCCCAGAGCAGGGCAGACUUCCUGAGCCGUGCAGGACACCAGUCCCUCCAAAAUGAAGGUCUUCUUGCCGGUGCUGCUGGCUGCCCUCCUGGGUGUGGAGCGAGCCCACUCCCUGGUGUGCUUCUCCUGCAAGAAUCAAAAGAGCAAUUUCAACUGCCUGGCACCGACCAUGUGCUCCAGCUCGGACAACUACUGCGUGACCGUGUCCGCCUCAGCUGGCAUUGGGAACAUGGUGGACCUUGGCCGGACCCUGAACAAGUUCUGCUCCCCAAUCUGCCCCGGCCCGAGCAUUAACCUGGAGGUGGUGUCCGUGAGCACCCACUGCUGCCAGAGCUUCCUGUGUAACAUCAGUGCGGCCGGCGGGGGGCCUCGGGUCAGUGCCACCGUGCUGGGCGGCGGGCUCCUGCUCAGCCUGCUGGCAGCGCUGCUGCGGCCCGGCCUCUGACUGAGGGGCCGUGUGCCUCCCGACAUCCCCGUUCAGGAAGGAAAUCCCACCCCGCCCCCCAGACCCCUGACCCCAGCAGGAUGUCCGAGUCUCCUCUGACUCCUACCCUACCCCGUCCCACCUCGGCCCAGGUCCCCACGGCCAGGGCCUACCUUGCGCUUGGACCUGCCCCAUGAGAAGCCAGCUGCCCUCUUCCGGGGAAAUGAUGUGACCUCCAGGGCCCCGGGAAGGGGUAAGGCUCCCUGUGGAGCCUGAGGGUCCCAGGAUCAGGGCUGAGCCCACUGCCACUGGACAUGCCAGGUGUGGCAUCGGUGCGCGUGGGGGGGGGCUGCUGUGGGAGGGUGGGCGUGUUUUUUGUGUGCACGGGUGUGUGUGUUUGCUCCUUGUUCCUUUGCAGGAGUUAGUAGGGGAGAGUUUGCUUGGGGGAGAGGGGGCUCCACCACCCAAGCCUGUUUUCUCUGGCAUCUCCACCCCCCCCCACCAUGUUUCACUCAUGUCAAGGGUAGCUUCUUAGGGUGCAGGGGCUCCCACUGCUUCCUGACCCAGUAAUCUGCCCCCACCUACACAUCCGCCUGAGCCCCUGCAUGCCCUGAACAUCCCCACCACAUUCCACCCCCUGCUUCCUCGGUGCCUCAAAUAAACAGAUGUUUCCACUGCUGA
Messenger RNA from Trichechus manatus latirostris (Florida manatee), 1154 nucleotides. It is a transcript of the gene LY6E, whose product is annotated as lymphocyte antigen 6 family member E. Bases 102 to 494 code for a protein of 130 amino acids. Gene Ontology annotation, cellular component: plasma membrane. Gene Ontology annotation, molecular function: acetylcholine receptor inhibitor activity. Lineage: Eukaryota; Metazoa; Chordata; Mammalia; Sirenia; Trichechidae. The transcript has 3 exons. The record is from RefSeq and is a predicted model, not a curated record.